Molecule: messenger RNA, 2430 nt
Organism: Salmo salar (Atlantic salmon)
Lineage: Eukaryota; Metazoa; Chordata; Actinopteri; Salmoniformes; Salmonidae
Source: RefSeq, a predicted model, not a curated record
GGACAGAGGAACAGAGUAACAGAGGAACAGAGGGACAGAGUAACAGAGGAACAGAGGGACAGAGGAACAGAGGAACAGAGGAACAGAGGGACAGAGUAACAGAGGAACAGAGGGACAGAGGAACAGAGGGAAGAGAGAUAAAGGAAAAAUAACACGUUAAUUGACAAAUAACAGAGAACUUCACAUUCCCAGACGACACGAAGACGGAAGGGGAAAUACUACUGUUCAAAGAGGUCUAGAAAGAGAGAGAGAGAGAGAGAGAGAGGAACAGCGCAUGGACAUUGACUCCACAGGGUACACAUUCUCUACUGCGUCAGCAGAACAGAAGGUGUGAUCCUCCACACGCUUCUCCUUUCAUCCCUCCCUCCAUCCAUCCAACCAUCCAUCCAUCUAUCUUUCUGUCCAUCCAGUGAGGAAGAGGAGGAGAGAUGAAGAGACCUCAUAAUGACUAUAGUUCUCCAGACUCUGAUGACAUGGACGAGCUGAUCGAUGUGGGACAGGAAGACUGCUUCUGUCCAGUCACUGGGUCCAUGUCCCCAGGUGGCACGUCCCAGAUUCUGGCCCGGAAGAAGAGAAGAGGGGUUAUAGAGAAGAGACGCAGAGACAGGAUCAACCACAGUCUAUCAGAGCUUCGGAGACUGGUGCCCACCUCCUUGGAGAAACAGGGCUCAUCUAAACUGGAGAAAGCAGAGAUUCUGCAGAUGACGGUGGACCACCUUAAGCUGCUGCAUGCCAUGGGGGCCAAAGGGUACUUUGAAGCGCGGGCCCUAGCAGUGGACUAUAGGACACUGGGAUUCAGACAGUGUGUAGGAGAGGUGGUCCGUUACCUGAGCUCUUUAGAAGGAGGGGGGGACUCCCCGGACCCUAUCGGAGCCCGCCUGGUCUCUCACCUCUCCCAUUGCGCCAGCCAACUGGACCCUCUUCUCCUUCAGUCGCCCCCCACCUCCUCCGCCCUCCCUUUUCCUCCCUGGCCGUGGAUCUCCUCCUAUCACCAGAUGUCACCUGUCUCGUCUCCCACCUCUCCAUCUUUCUCCGCGAGGCGGAGGGAGCUGGCACGCCUGGGGGGUGGGUGUUAUCCGCCCCACUCAGCCGACACCCUGCGUCUCGCCCCCCUGGAGUGCCAACAGGGGUCCAUGCUCGCCCCUGCCUUGGUGUCUGGGCUUCGCAGGGUACCCUCUCUCCCACCUCCUUCCUCCCCUGCCCUCACCGCCACCCCCACUCACAGACUCACUCAGCAGUCUCCUGGAGCCUCACUCCUCCUAACCUCCUCUUCCUCCUCUUCCUCCUCUUCCUCCUCCUUUCUCUCUGCUCCUCCACAAGUCACCUUCAGACCUUUUGCCCCUCUGGAGUCUCCCGCGGGUCAGCGCAGGGGAAAAGCUGCAAAGAUCUGGGGGACUGAGAUAGGAGCCUUCUGAUCCAGAACCUGUCAACAUGAUGCACCGUGUAAAGUUUGCUUUUAACCACAGAUCUAGGAUCAGAUUACCCAACCCUUAACCCAGUGGAGGGUUAAUGUCUGGAACGGACCAAAUGGAACGGCAUCAAACACCUGGAAACCAUCUGUUUGAUGUACAGUAUUUGAUACCAUUCCACCCAUUCCGCUCCAGCCAUUACCACGAGCUCCAAUUAAGGUGCCAACAACCUUCCGUGCCUUAAACACAGAUCAAGGAUCAGAUGACCUUACCCCUAACCAUUAAAGGGUGGAAACCAUAUGACCCUAGAUCAGUGGUUAGGAUCAGCUACUACUCACACUCGCGCACUCUCUCUCUCUCUCUCUCUCUCUCUCUCUCUCUCUCUCUCUCUCUCUCUCUCUCUCUCUCUCUCUCUCUCUCUCUCUCUCUCUCUCUCUCUCUCACACACACACACACAAAUUACAUAUAUAAAUGACAGGGACUCUAAAGCCAUACAAUAUGACAGACAGGAGGACAGACGGACAGGGAAAUAAACAGACUGGAAUCAAACAGGGAUGGACAGAGCAACAGAUGGACAGAUGAAGAAAGUCAAGAUGGAAGACAGAGUCAUAAGAGAGAACAGAAUAACUCAGGACUUCCAGAGAUCUACUCAGCCUUGGGAAGAGCUGACUGACGGUCUGAAUCUCAGAUGGCACGUGGAUCUUCAUAACAACACCAUGUUGUUCUCCACUAGAAGUGGCCCAAUAGACUGUCUAUGAACAAACAAAUGCAAGAGACUAUAUAUACUACAGAGACAUAUACACUGCUCAAAAAAAAUAAAGGGAACACUUAAACAACACAAUGUAACUCCAAGUCAAUCACACUUCUGUGAAAUCAAACUGUCCACUUAGGAAGCAACACUGAUUGACAAUAAAUUUCACAUGCUGUUGUGCAAAUGGAAUAGACAACAGGUGGAAAUUAUAGGCAAUUAGCAAGACACUCCCAAUAAAGGAGUGGUUCUGCAGGUGGGGACCACAGACCA